Molecule: messenger RNA, 7168 nt
Organism: Hippoglossus stenolepis (Pacific halibut)
Lineage: Eukaryota; Metazoa; Chordata; Actinopteri; Pleuronectiformes; Pleuronectidae
Product: cAMP-specific 3',5'-cyclic phosphodiesterase 4D
Exons: 16
Coding region: 706-3009 (767 amino acids)
Biological process (GO): signal transduction
Cellular component (GO): perinuclear region of cytoplasm; nucleus; cytosol
Molecular function (GO): 3',5'-cyclic-AMP phosphodiesterase activity
Source: RefSeq, a predicted model, not a curated record
UUACCCUAACCGUACCCUAACCGUACCCUGACCUUACCGUAACCGUGCCCUAACCGUGCCCGGACCCUGACCCUAAAACCAAGUCUUAACCCUGGAACGGCACUUUGAAUUGUGAGGACCAGCCAAAGUGUCCUCAUAAAGAUGGUAAUAAACCAAGAAGCCCCCAUAACUAUAGAUAGACAUGCGCGCGCACACACACACACACACGCACGCACACACGUGGUGCAUGUCUGCUUUAAAGACCCAGAAAUCCAUGUGCUGGAAGGAGGGGACAGCCAGAGAGAAGGAGUGAGCAGGGUGAGGAGGAGUGAGGAGGGUGAGGAGGGAGGAGUGUGUCUCCACAGCAGAGGGACAGUUCAGCUCCCGGCUCCUCAACGUGGAUUUGAACCAAACCGUCCCGCGGAACUUCAGCUUCUCCAAAACCAACGCGCACGGAACCCAGAGGGAAACAAGUGUCCGAACCCCGCUGUGCCCGGAUCCCUCCCCCUCUGGUCCCGGGUCAUGCGGCUGAAGCUCACCGAGGAGGGCUCUCCUCCGUCGGUCCGCGCGUCGAUGGAAACCCGGAGCGGCGUGGAGGGAGAGGAGCGCGCGCACCGGACCCGAGGAGCGGAGGAGCGCACGGAGGAAGAGGAGGAUUAGUGAAGAUUUUUUUUUUUUUUUUUUAAAGAAAGAAGGGAAACGAGAAAACAACAAACAACCACAGACAUGAGUUUACCGACGAACUGUGUGUAUCCGCCCCCCUCGGUCCAGGAUCGCUUCUUCACGGUGCGGAACGGGAGUAUCUGCGGGUCACCGUGCGCCGUCAACCGGCCCAUCGACAUCGUGCAGAAACGCAGGCGUUUUGACGUGGAGAAUGGCCUCUCGGUGGGUCGCAGUCCUCUGGACUCUCAGACGAGCCCGAGUUCUGGUCUGGUACUUCAGGCCAACUUCCCCCACAGUCAGCGUCGCGAGUCCUUCCUCUACCGCUCCGACUCCGACUUCGACCUUUCGCCCAAAAAUAUGUCCCGCAACUCAUCCACCGCCAGCGACCUGGAGGAGGGAUUGAAGCAUUGGGAAGUCAAUUGGCUACCUCGGCACGGAGAAGACAUGAUAGUGACUCCAUUUGCUCAGGUUCUCGCCAGUCUGCGAACAGUGCGAAGUAACUUUGCGGCUCUGACACAUCUGCAAGAUCGUGUGGCAAACAAGCGGCCAUCAAGCAGCAACCAGCCGUCCAUGUGUAAACCAUGUCUCGCAGAGGAGCCUUACCAGAAGCUGGCAGUGGAGACACUGGAGGAGCUGGACUGGUGUUUGGACCAACUGGAGACGCUGCAGACGAGAGACUCUGUCAGCGAGAUGGCCUCCAACAAGUUUAAGAGGAUGCUGAACCGUGAGCUGACGCAGCUUUCAGAGACAAGCCGCUCAGGGAAUCAGGUGUCAGAGUUCAUCGCGAGCACUUUCCUAGAGAAACAACAUGACGUGGAGAUCCUGUCUCCACCUUCUAAGGAGAAAGAGAAGAAGAAGAGGCCGAUGUCACAGAUCAGCGGAUUGAAAAAGCCCACACAGAGUCCCGGCUUAGCCCCCGCCUGCAUCCCUCGCUUCGGAGUCAGUGCGCCGCACGAGAGUCUGCUGGCCAAGGAGAUCGACGACGUUAAUCGUUGGGGUCUGGAUAUUUUCAAGAUAGCAGAAUAUUCCGGAAACCGGCCUUUGACGGUGAUCAUGCACUCCAUCUUCCAGGAGAGAGAUCUUUUUAAAACCUUUAAGAUCCCGGUCGACACCUUCAUCACCUUCAUGAUGACCUUAGAGGACCACUACCACGCUGACGUAGCUUAUCACAACAACAUCCAUGCAGCUGACGUGGUGCAGUCCACACAUGUCCUCCUGUCCACCCCCGCUUUAGAGGCCGUGUUCACAGACCUGGAGAUCAUGGCAGCUCUGUUUGCAAGUGCCAUCCAUGACGUCGACCACCCAGGAGUCACCAACCAGUUCCUAAUAAACACCAGUUCGGAGUUGGCAGUGAUGUACAACGAUGCGUCGGUGCUGGAGAACCACCACCUCGCUGUGGGCUUCAAACUGCUCCAAGAGGACAACUGUGACAUGUUCCAAAACCUCAGCAAGAAACUGAAAGAGUCCCUCCGCAAGAUGGUGAUCGACAUGGUGCUGGCCACUGAUAUGUCCAAACACAUGAACUUCUUGGCGGACAUGAAGACGAUGGUGGAAACCAAGAAGGUGACGAGUCUGGGAGUCCUGCUGCUCGACAACUACUCUGACCGCAUUCAGGUUCUGCAGAACAUGGUCCACUGUGCCGACCUGAGCAACCCAACCAAACCGCUGGAGCUGUACCGGCAGUGGACGGACCGCAUCAUGGUGGAGUUCUUCACCCAGGGAGACCGGGAGCGGGACAAGGGCAUGGAGAUCAGUCCCAUGUGUGACAAACACAACGCCUCCAUAGAGAAGAGUCAGGUGGGAUUCAUCGAUUACAUCGUCCACCCUCUGUGGGAGACCUGGGCUGACCUGGUGCACCCUGAUGCCCAGGACAUCCUGGACACUCUGGAGGACAACAGGGAAUGGUACCAGAGCAUGAUCCCCCACAGCCCCUCGCCUUCCAGCCCAGAGGAGCACCACCUGGAGGCUGAGCCAGGAGGAGGACCACUGGGAGCAGGAGGAUCUCUCCCUUCAGGAGGAGGAGGAGGUGGGGACAAGUUCCAGUUUGAACUCACUCUGGAGGAAGAGGAGGAGGAUGAUGUGGAGUCAGAUCUGGAUAGCCCCCUAGAGGACGAGUCCCAGUCGGGCGGGGAGCGCCACCUGGACUCCUCCCCUUCCCUUUCUCCAGACCCCCACAGCAGCAGCAGCAGCAGCAGGUACCGCCCCCCGUCGCCUCACCCGCCCCGAACCCUGAGUCUGGCUACCUUGUCGGUGCGGAGCCCCCUUCCCCACAGACACCUGUCCUCCCCGGGGAGGGGGGGCACCGACAGGGACAAAGAACUGAGCCAGGAGGGCGACGGGGUGUCCUGCCUGCGUAUCGGCACGUAACAACCAGCACAACCUGCCCGGCCUGAGAGACAGGAGAUGUAGGAAGGAAGAGGCAGGGCAGGCCUUUACCAAUAAAGUCUGUAAAAUCACCACAGUCCCUUUACACUGGAGACACUCUCUCUGGAGAACAGAGGGACGUUCACCCUCUGUUUGAUUUUAUUUUUCAUCAAAGAAGAAUCGUUUUAGCCUCUCUUUGGAUGCCUGAUAGGCCUUUGUGUCCCGUCCUGCGUCGUUGUAGCUUCAGUUCAGAGCGUCCCAGACAAAGACUGCUGCAGUUUCACUGGGAAGAAGAACGGAGCUGGGGUGUGAUACUCCAACAGCUACAUAAAUGAAAGGAAAUGUCUUCCUCCAAAAGAACUGUUUGUGAACAGCAGCGAAUGAGGAUCACGGUGGAUCGAACAGGGUCUUGGAAAUUAUUUUUGCACCAUAGUUUUUAGUUUAUGAAAUUAUUGAAUCCGUUUGGAAUAAGUGAGUAUGAUUUCUUUGUUGCGAGAAUGAUGUGAGCGAUAAAUAAUUUUACCAAAUACAGGAUGAAGGUGAGCAGCGAGAAAAUCGAUGGACCUAAACCUCAGGGUAUGAAGAGAAACUAAAAAAUCUAAUGUAGCACGGAUGUAGUGAGUACUCCUGACCUGACCCCCGACCCAGAACUUCAGUUUGAUUUACCUCCAAACUAGAGUCUUGGUUUAACCUUCUACAUUUGUAUUAAAACCCUUUAAUAGUCAAUUUGGCACAUGAAGCAGUUAAACAACCAACUUGUAGCACCACAGAGAUUGGACACUGAAGAGGACUGAACCGCAGUCUCACGGGUUCAACACACAGAGGACACCACCUGUAUAAUUUGUUUUAAGCUAUUUUUUUUUUUUAGCCUGAGAUGAUGUUAAAUGGUGUCAUUGUUUAAGGUUCUGAUUUCGGGACAGUUCUCUGUUGUACGUUUGCUGGUCUCGUCUGUGUUAAUGUGCUUCAAAAGCAUUUUUUAAUCAGGGUGCCUCCGGUCCGCAGUAGCACUUUACCAUCUCUGCUGUACAGCUCUUCUAUUCAGUCACACAAAGGGCUUCACCCACUGUAGCCUCACGCGAACAGGACAGGAGGACGAUCUGAUGCUGGGUACCUGCAGGGCAGGGCAGGGAAGUAACUGAACCACUGUCUCAACAGAAAAUCAUCAAGCACAGGAAAAAUAUCCUUUCUGAUAUUAAGAAAUAUUUUUUACCCUACACUAACUGAAUAAAGCCCCCUCCCCUAAAAAUCUAUAUUUUCAUUCACAAACUCCAAGUCAUUAUCCAGAUCUGCACCAAAUUUCAUGUGAUUAUGGAGAUCAGCGAUGUACACAUGCCUGAUUAUUUUCGGAUGCAGCAUCUUUGUUCAAUGCAAACGCAGAUGAAAACAUAACCUGGGGGAGGAAAUGAAAACCAUGUGACGACAGCAGCACCCAGUGUCGGUUGAUUUGGCCUCGUUGUGAUUGGUUUAUCACCCACAAUUUAAUAAUAUAUGUGUAUAUAAUCUACAGACUGGAACUCAGAGUCCUAAGCAGCAGUGUUCAGUUCAAUUGAAUACGAUUCAGUUAUUCCCGGGAAGAAACUUUAAAUUAAACUUAAACAAAGUAUUUAUUAAACCUUUGAAGUAAAGCUUAAGGGUUUCUAUGAUUUCAUGUAACAAUUUCACUCGCUGAUAUUUCAAACCUCACCCAUGUGACAAAAACAGCUCUGGGGACGUGUUGGCCAGUUCCACUCCCGUCACAAUGAUCUUGUCGUUGGAAUUAUCCAGAAAUUUAGUAUUGUGCUGCGAUCAAGUCGGAAGACUGAUAACAUAAACAUGUUUUUUGUGGAGGCAGAGAUUUUACUGACAUUAAGUCACAUAACAAUGGAUCCUACAUUAACGACCAAGCAACUCAAUAGUGCCUUUCAUUAGAUCUCCCCUCCGUCCUGAUUUGUUUUAUGUCGGUGCCGCAGGGUUUUUAUUAUCAAUCUGUAAUCUCAAACCCCUUCAGAGCCACGUUAGACGUUACACAACAGUUGCCACGGGUUGUACUCAAAUAAGCUGACCUCCAUAUCUAAAAUUAGUCGAGUGUCCUUUCAAAUUAAUGGCUUUCCUUUUUCCCCCUGAAUCAGUACAGAUCUUAAAACCCCCCAAAUCACAGUGGUGUUACUUUCCUACCCUGCCGACGGGAACUGCUGCAGAGAUCACAAGGAGCAGCACAGUUUCAUAAGUUCCUGAGAGACACGAAUCGCCUGUAGUUCAAAGUAGACCGACUGUGUUCCAUCAGGCUUCCAGUGUAUUUGGUCAUUAGUGCUCGACUGGGAUCAACUGUGUGCCAUAAGUGUUGAAAACACACAAACACCUGCCAGCCUACGAUUCUGUGCAUUUUUACACUAGAGAUUUUAACCUGAUGAUUGUAUCGAAGUCAUUGACUUUAUAGUGUUAGUUUUUACCAAUGAUAGAUGUCAACAGUAUUUAAAGCAGAGAAUUUACUAGAUUUUGUGCAACCUAGGAUCAGUCUGUUCAGCCCUUUCCUAAUCACAAAGCUGGGACUUGAGAAUGUGUGUAGUUUCAGGAGUUUCACGACUCUUUCUGUACCAAGUACAUGUUUCAGUCUAGAUGAACGGUCGACGCCGUCACUGAGGUAGAAAGACCAGGGAGUGAACAAGCACUACACAGGAUAUGAUGCACUCCCUGGUCCGGCAGUAGUAAAAAAAACACUAGUCGAACAGUAUUUCAUUAAUUCAGCAAGUAAGCUUCAUUCAUAAGCCUUACAUGUGACAGGAGAGGAUGGAACCUGGUGUUUAAAGACCAUGCUGCUGUUUUUAACAUGCUGAGCCUCAGAACGCCUUUUCACUCACUGUUCUUCUCUUUAUGUUUCCUUCACGGUUCUGGAGACUGGAAAAAAACAGAUGCUUUCUUAUUUCUAGGCCUAAAAGAGUCAGAAUACAAGUAUACAUGAUAUGUAUUCACUACAAGCGUUCAGCAUAGAAUCUAACUUCAGAGCAAUCAUUUUGAGUUGAUCCUAAGAGUUUUGUCAUUUACCCAUAAAUUAGCCUGAAACUGGAAAAGUUUUCUCAUAUGUAUUUACUCAUAUUUAUUGUAAUUUCAUAGAAUAAAUAUAAUUUGCUACAAAAGCAUUUAACUUUAUUUGGCAAAAAUGAACCAUAGAUGCCUGCGUGCUACGUGAAUACCAUGUAAACGUCAGCAGCUAGGUCAUCGCUGACUUUAUCUCUAGUGCCAUCAUCUGGACAAAAUUUAUACUUGCACACCAGACAUGUCCGAAUGUUAUGGCCAUUAGAGAUGUGGCCAUUUCCUGUGCCUGAUUGGAAACAUUUUGUUUUUACCUGAACUACUGGUAAUGCUCCAAAAACAACUUCAAAUUGCAUUGUGUAAUAUACAUUGCAGCCUAGUAAACUUUUAAUCUGUCUAAAAAAAUCAAAUCUAUUUUUGACACACCAGCGAUACCAAAUGUGUUUUAAUAUUUCAUUGUGUGUCCAGUGGAAACUUCUUGUACUUUUUGGCUAUGUGUCAAUAUUUGACAAGAUAAGAAUCAGUAACUUGAAAAGUAAAUUGAACUUAACAAAAUAUAUGUAUUACAGUCUCUGCACAAUCAGCAACAGCAUCUGUGGCUGACCAGAAAAGCCGUUUGAGGGAAUCUGUUCGAUAUGAACAGACACUUUCCAUCAUGUGGGAUGUUUGUGAACCUGAAACAAAUUUUCAUUUAGCUGAACGUGGAGUGUGCGGCUGAUCUGAGGCGUUUCAUCAGCGUGUUGAAUUCCGCACCGUGGCUCUUUCCAGGAAGACGUCAGUGCCACACAGUGUUAAAUGUGUUGAUGAGCAGCAGAGUCGCUGCUCUUGCUUCAUUUUCCCUGUCGCACUGAUGCUGCCGGUGUUUAUGUUCAUGCUGUCUCGUUUUCUCAGCCUGUGUCGUGCAAACCUCUAUAAAAGAUAUUUAUUCUUCAAAACAUUUAUGUCGAGACAAAGUACUGUAACAUAAGACGUUUGAUUUUAUGUUCUGGAGCCUGAUAAUCAAGUAUACUUUACAAGUAUGUAUACAUCUGCCACUCCAAUGUUUUGUCAAAGGAAAAAUGAAUAUAUUUUUGUUUCUCAUUUUUAGCCGAAAGAGUCUCGGGAGUUCAGGGUGUUUCAAGUGGAAAAUGCCAAUAAAUUAUAUGGAAAUUUA